Messenger RNA from Trachymyrmex cornetzi, 849 nucleotides. RefSeq names its product cytochrome b5. The coding region runs from base 125 to 496 and encodes 123 amino acids. Gene Ontology annotation, cellular component: membrane; intracellular membrane-bounded organelle. Gene Ontology annotation, molecular function: heme binding. Lineage: Eukaryota; Metazoa; Arthropoda; Insecta; Hymenoptera; Formicidae. The record is from RefSeq and is a predicted model, not a curated record. The transcript is spliced from 4 exons.
AUCGCGAUAUGCUUAUCUUUCGUAUUUUCCGGGAGUACCGUAGUCCUCAGAACAUCGGCAACAUGUUACUUAUAUUGCGGAUGCGAAUGAGUUCUCUCUUCUUCUCGCAAAAUUCAGUUGAAGAAUGUCCUAUUCGACAAUUCGCUAUUCGCUCGUCGAUGUUGCGAAAUGCAACGGCAAAAACGGAGCGAGAACCUGGAUCGUCAUCCAUGACAACAUUUACGAUGUAACGGAUUAUAUGCAACAGCAUCCUGGUGGUCCAGAAUUAAUCGACGAAUACGCAGGAAAAGACGCGACGAGUGGAUUUGAUGAAUUCGGACAUUCUUCAGAUGCAACAAAGAUGCUUAAAAAGUAUUUGGUCGGUGAACUUGAAGAUGAAGAUAAAAGAGUUAACAGAAUGAAGAAGCGCGCUGCUAACGGAAUAAAAAUGAAAGGAGCGGAUAAGCAAAAACAAAGGCCUUUCUUAAGGUUGAUCUGCGGCAAAUGUACAUGUUAAAGGACGCGUUGUAAAUAUCAAUUGCAUAAAUUAUUUUAAAUAUAUAAUUGUAUUUAUCACAUGUCAUUUAUGUUACAUUCGCUAUCUAAAUACAGCGUUUAUGACGUGUAUGUUGUAUUACCGAUAAGAAUCAUUAAAAUUAAAAACCUUAUCGCUUGUACGUGACAUUGCGGGCGUAUAAGAAUGAACAAGGAAAACCGAUAGAGCUAAUUACAUCCAUCAAUACGAGUCAUCUACUUAUCGCAUUCAUGAAUACUGUACAGUCAAUUUUUUACUCAACGGAAUUUCCAUUGUUACAAAUAAUCUAAUCUUAUUGAGAAGUUUUGUGAUUUAAAAACUUACUUUUUAAGUUA